Molecule: messenger RNA, 2925 nt
Organism: Cordyceps militaris CM01
Lineage: Eukaryota; Fungi; Ascomycota; Sordariomycetes; Hypocreales; Cordycipitaceae
Product: AP-2 adaptor complex subunit alpha, putative
Exons: 4
Coding region: 1-2925 (974 amino acids)
Biological process (GO): intracellular protein transport; clathrin-dependent endocytosis
Cellular component (GO): AP-2 adaptor complex; membrane coat
Molecular function (GO): clathrin-cargo adaptor activity
Source: RefSeq, a predicted model, not a curated record
AUGUCGUCUUCGGGGGGCGGUUUCCUAGGCCGCUCGAGCAAUAGCACCGCGAACAUGCGCGGCCUGGUCCAGUUCAUCGCUGAUCUGCGCAAUGCCCGCGCCAGAGAGCUCGAGGAGAAGCGCAUCAACAAGGAACUCGCCAAUAUUCGACAAAAGUUUAAAGACGGAAACCUCAAUGGCUACCACAAGAAGAAAUACGUCUGCAAACUCUUGUACAUCUAUAUCCUGGGCUGGAACGUCGACUUUGGCCACCUCGAAGCCGUCAACCUCAUCUCAGCUACCAAGUACUCCGAGAAGCAGAUUGGGUAUCUGGCUGUUACGCUCUUCCUUCAUGAAAAGCACGAGCUCCUUCACCUUGUCGUCAACAGCAUUCGCAAGGAUCUUUUGGACAGCAAUGAGCUCUUCAACUGCCUGGCUCUCCACGCCAUUGCCAAUGUCGGAGGCCGCGAGAUGGGCGAGUCUCUAAGUGCUGACGUCCACCGGCUUUUGAUAGCUCCUACAUCCAAGUCGUUCGUAAAAAAGAAGGCAGCCCUUACUCUACUACGUCUGUAUCGAAAGAGCCCCGAAAUUGUCAGCCCGCAGUGGGCUGAUCGUCUGAUACACUUGAUGGACGACCAAGAUCUCGGCGUUGCACUUUCUGUCACCUCAUUGGUUAUGACAGUGGCACAGGACAGCUUGGAUCUGUACAAGGGUGCUUACGCAAAGGCCGCUGCUCGACUCAAGCGCAUUGUCAUCGAUGCCGAGUACACUGCCGAUUACUUGUACUACAAGGUUCCCUGCCCGUGGCUCCAAGUAAAGCUCCUGAGGCUCCUUCAGUAUUUUGCGCCCUCAGAUGAUACGCAUGUCCGCAAUAUGCUACGAGAGGCCCUGCAAAAGAUUCUGAGCCUGGCAACAGAAGGCAGCAAGAAUGUGCAGCAGAAUAAUGCGCAAAAUGCGGUUCUCUUCGAGGCCAUCAACCUCAUCAUUCAUCUCGAUACCGAGCACGAGCUCAUGGAUCAAAUCUCCACUCGUCUGGGUCGUUUCAUUCAAAGCCGCGAAACCAAUGUUCGCUACCUCGGCCUUGAGGCUAUGACGCACUUGGCCGCGCGCACUCGAACACUUUCUCCGAUUAAACAGCACCAAAGCAUCAUUCUUGGAUCACUAAAGGAUCGUGACAUCAGCGUUCGGCGCAAGGGACUGGAUCUUCUCUACAGCAUGUGUGAUUCUACAAAUGCUAGAAUCAUCGUCGGAGAGCUGUUGCAUCACCUUCAAAAUGCCGACUACGCCAUACGUGAAGAAAUGGUAUUGAAGAUUGCUAUUUUGACAGAAAAGUACGCUACCGAUGUCCAGUGGUACGUCGACAUCUCCCUCAGGCUGAUUGCCAUGGCUGGUGAUCAUGUUAGCGACGAAGUCUGGCAGCGCGUCACGCAAAUCGUUUCCAACAACGAGGAGCUCCAAAUAUAUGCUGCCCAAAACGCCCUGCAACACAUCAAGUCGGACCAUUGCCAUGAAACACUUGUCAAGAUUGCAGCAUAUAUCCUCGGCGAAUUCGGCCACCUAGUCGCGGACCAGCCGCGAUGCAGCCCCAUUGAGCAGUUUAUGGCUCUGCAAAACAAGCUGGCUACGUCGUCACCCAGCACACGUGCCAUGAUUCUCUCGUGCUUUAUCAAAUUUGUCAACUUAUUCCCGGAGAUUAAGCCUCAACUCGUCCAGGUUUUUCAAAUCCACAGCUACACCUUGGACUCGGAAAUGCAGCAAAGAGCCUGCGAAUACCUCACCCUUGCUACACUCCCCACCGAUGACCUGUUGAGAACAGUCUGCGACGAGAUGCCUCCUUUCCCCGAGAGAGAGUCGGCCCUGUUGUCUCGACUACACCAAAAGCACGCGAAUACUAGCGAUAGACGGACAUGGGUUGUUGGAGGCAAGGAUGCCAAUGCGGAUAAUACGGAAUUGAGCAUGGCCAAGCCUGGUCUCAAACGUUCCUUCAGCUCUGGAAAUGCACUCAAUGGAAAGAACGGAGGACAUUCGCAUGGAGCAAAUGAUCUGGCGGGCCUGGACAUGAGCUCACCUGCUGAGCCGGCCAAAGCACCGAACCUGGCUAGCGCCGCACAUUUGUCGCCUGGCUGGGAAAAGGGCUACAAUCGCCUCUUGCUUCGAUCGGAAGGUGUGCUAUAUGAGGAUGGCCAGCUGCAAAUCGGCAUCCGAUCCGAAUACCGCGGUCAAAUGGCUUGCAUCAUUGCGUACUUCAAGAACAAAAAUCCCGGCGAAAUCGCUUCAUUUACGACUACUUUGGACUUGGACCGAAGCGAAAAGGCCAAUCUGACGUGGGAUGUAAAAGACUUGCCAGACAGCAGUCUCGUCCAUGGCGGGCAGUCGCAACAAGUCAUCAUGUUUGAGGCGCAAAAGACAUUCUCAAAAAGCCCGACAAUCCGAGUCAGUUACUUGGCGGGGUCUUUGCAGGCUGUUACGCUCAAACUUCCCAUUGCCAUACACAAGUUCAUGGAUCCUGCGGAACUAUCAGGAGAGGACUUUUUCAAGCGAUGGAAGCAAAUUAGCGCGGGCGAAAGAGAAGCGCAGAGUAUUUUCGGUGUACACGCCAAGGCCAAGAAUAGGGAGAUUACAGAGACCUUUGUUAGGAGGUCUGUAGAGGGGUUCCGAUGGCGCUUGCUUGAUAUGCUCGAUCCCAACCCUAAGAACAUUGUUGGUGCCAGUGUGCUCCAUACGACGCAAGGCGGCAAGUUUGGCUGUCUCAUGAGACUGGAACCAAACUACGCAAGUCAAAUGAUUCGACUAACAAUUCGUGCAACCGAUGAUUCGGUGCCGGCAGUACUGCUCAAGCUCAUGCAAGACCAUCUCAGCAUGGGUGUUUCCGCAGGACCCGACCUCCCUGAACCCCCUACGAGACAAGACAUAUCCGAUGCAUUUGGGAGUGUGAUGGUGUCAUGA